Molecule: messenger RNA, 1413 nt
Organism: Acanthosepion pharaonis
Lineage: Eukaryota; Metazoa; Mollusca; Cephalopoda; Sepiida; Sepiidae
Source: the annotation of a GenBank genome assembly
AUGGAUCCUCCCGAAAAUAAAACUCGCUCAACCAAAUCACAUUUUUGCUAUGAUGAGAAUAUAAAAAAAACAAAAACCAAAAAAAAAAUCUUAAGCUGUAAAAAUCAAAUCAAAUCAAAUCAUAUCUAUCUAUCUAUCUAUCUAUCUAUCUAUCUAUCUAUCUAUCUAUCUAUCUAUCUAUCUAUCUAUCACAUUGUUCCUAUCUAUCAACUACUACUCAAAGCUAACAAGAUGAAGAUAUCAUUUUUAGAUUCCUUUUUAAGCCGCCCCAAUGCUUGCCGAAAUUACAACAAUGAUGGCGAAUGUAUUGAGGAAUGUCCGUCGACGAGAUCCAACCGGAGGCGACCAAAAGAUCAACUGUUCACUCAAAAUAAGUUUACAUUUGAUGAUGUGUGUGUCAAUGAAUGCCCAGAUUACACGUACCAAUACGAAGAUACGUGCGUCUUGUCCUGUCCUCGUGGAACGACACCGAUGAAGAUUAAUCCACUUUCUGCUCGGGUUUGUACCAGGUGCAAAAAAUGCGCAAAAGAAUGUGUCUUUGAGGAAGACUUCGUCCACGCGGGUAACAUUGAUUUAUUAAAGGAUUGUGUCAUUGUCAAGGGUCACCUGGCCAUUGUAAAAGCAACAUUUCAAGGAGACAGGUAUCACAAAGUGCCACCGAUGAGUCCGAGUCGAUUAGAUGUACUGAAAUCCAUCAAGGAGAUCACCCAGUUUCUGUAUGUAUCAGAUACACCAGCCAGUGUCACCAGUCUGAGGAUGUUGAGGAACUUACAGAUUAUUGACGGACAAAAAACAUUGAAUGGUUACGCUCUUGCAGUCGUUUUCUGUAAAAGCUUGCAAUCCCUCGGCCUAAACUCUCUUCGGCAUAUUUAUAGAGGCAACGUCAUGAUACGGAAAAACCCGAACUUGUGUUACGCCCACACAAUCAAUAUGACACACAUGUUUUCAACGUAUGAACAGAAGACAGUUAUUAAAGACAACAAAGACAGAAUUGCUUGUCGAAGCACUGGUCAGGUUUGUGACUAUCAAUGUAAACUUAGCGGAUGUUGGGGUCCUGAUGCCGAAGAUUGCAUUGAAUGUAUCAACUACAGAGUUGAAGAAACCGGCAAAUGUGUUCCAUCUUGUUGGAACGUUAGUAUGGUGUUUGACAGCGGCAUGAACACCUGUAAACCCUGUCACGAGGAGUGUGAGAACGGAUGCACUGGAUCUGGACCCAAUCAAUGCUUCUCUUGCCUGAAUGUCAAAGUACGCAAGUUUCUAUUUAUAUUUAUGUCUGCCUGUUUCUUUCUUUCUUUCUUUCUUUCUUUCUUUCAAACUGUUUAUAUCUUUGUACAUCUCUCUUUUUGCUUUAUCUAUCUAUCUAUCUAUCUAUCUAUCUAUCUAUCUAUCUAUCUGUUAGGGUGCGCCACGUAA